AGUGAGUCGUCACCUCUUGUCCCACAUCCGGCUGAACUGGAUCACGGAACUAGAGCUUGUUAUUUACUCAGUUUAACAUUGUUACUAAUGAUAACCAUUAAAUAAACUGUUUCAAGCGUUCAGAUGUGCGAUUAGCUUUCUAGUUAACUGGGCAACAACUUCAACAGGGAGAGUAUCAUCCAGCAAAAUGUUGUCUGAAGGCAGUUCAUUUUUCAAGGGCAUGGUUCUAGGAGGAGUCUUCUGUUUAGUUUUGUCGCUUUUGGGAACCUUUAGUCCAACAAUACCUCUUCACGCAGAAGACCACCACAACCAUCAUCACCAUCUCAAACCCCUCAGCAAAGAGGAGAUGCAAAAGUUAAGCGAGACUGAGAAGUCUGGCCUCUCCCAGCAGGUGCGGGUGUAUUGUGUAAUUAUGGUGACACCUAAGCUCCUGCAGUACUGGGUGGCAGUCAAUGACACUUGGAGCAAACACUGUGAUAAGGCUGUUUUCUACACGUCAGAAUCAGCCAAAGUAAUAGAUGCUAUUGAUCUGAAGGAAAAGGACGAGUGGGUUAGGCUGCGUAAAGCGAUCACGCACGCAUAUGAGCAUGCAGAUGGCCUCCGCUGGUUCUUCAUCGCCCGGCCUACGACUUUCAGCAUCAUCGAGAACCUUAAAUAUCUAGUUCUGGUUAAAGAUCCCAGUCAGCCUUUUUACAUUGGCCAUGUGGAGAAGUCGGGUGAGCUGGAGUACGUGGGGUAUGACAGUGGCAUUGUGCUUAGCCAUGAGGCUGUGAAAAGACUCCUUGAAAUUUUUAAUGAUGAGGAAAAAUGCCCUGAGCAAGGCUAUAGCUUGUGGAAGCUGAGUGAAGAGAAGCAGCUUGCUACAUGCCUGAAGUUCAGCGGUGUGUUUGCUGAAAAUGGAGAAGAUGCUCAUGGCAAAGGGCUGUUCAACAAAAAGAGUGUGAACACGCUCAUUUCUGACAGCAUGAGCCAGAACCCUGAUGAUGUUGUGGAGGCGUGUUGCCCUGACAUGGCCAUCACAUACGGGGGCAUGUCCCCCAGCCAGAUGCAGGUCAUGAUGUAUGGAGUUUACAGGCUGAGGGCAUAUGGACACAACUUUCAUGAUUCCUUAAUGUUUUUACCUCCAAAGAACUCGGACAAUGACUAAUCACCGACAUUGACACUACCGAUGCACCAAAAAAGGUUGUAUAAUGGACAGUGCUAAAAUUCACAGUGCCAGAGGAUUUAUGCACCACUGUGAACUGUUAGUUAAAAGAAAUGUGGUAAAGGAAUUUUUAAUAAAUAAAGUUUAAUAAUGCUCCUAGUUAGCAUUAUUCAACUUUGCUAUAGCUCCAAGAGAGUGCUAAACAUGCUGUAAUGUACAGUCGAUUUAGGACACGUUUCUGUUUCUGUUCCAACGUAACUUUUUUUU
Molecule: messenger RNA, 1411 nt
Organism: Hemibagrus wyckioides
Lineage: Eukaryota; Metazoa; Chordata; Actinopteri; Siluriformes; Bagridae
Gene: c1galt1c1
Product: C1GALT1-specific chaperone 1
Exons: 2
Coding region: 188-1147 (319 amino acids)
Molecular function (GO): N-acetylgalactosaminide beta-1,3-galactosyltransferase activity
Source: RefSeq, a predicted model, not a curated record